This is a messenger RNA of Phyllotreta striolata, 2180 nucleotides long. Lineage: Eukaryota; Metazoa; Arthropoda; Insecta; Coleoptera; Chrysomelidae. The record is from the annotation of a GenBank genome assembly.
CGGCAUUGUAUAGUUUUGACCGAACACUCCCGACAGUUGAUACCUAUUUAAAUGUAAGAAGAAGAUAAAGAAAAAUUAACAUUAAAAUUAAUAAAUUAGCAAUGUCGCUGCAAAGAGGCCGUUUUUUCCGCGUUUGAAACUUUUAAUUCUUAAGUAAGUAAGCCUCAAACAUGACAAAUUUGUCAUUUUAAUUUGUAUCCUAUCAAUUCAAUGGGGUUCAAGCACCUCAUGAAAUUGUAAAUGAUUACUUCUGUGAAGUCCCGGGACCAAUUCGUUGCCGAAACGAGCGUAAUUCCAUCAUGCCGGAAACGGGCAUCUCGAGUGAAGAUGCAGCGCAGCUGGAAAAAACCACCGACGAUUUGGAAGACAUCAACGUCUUCAUAUCGGACACCGAGUACAGCCAAUUGAAGAAGGAGUGCAAGUUCAGCAAGCUCUUCGUCCAGCCGGAAGAAAUGAGCCUGGAGGAGUUCGAUUGCAAGAUCAAGUUGCUGUACAAGUGCUGCUUGAGGGGCGUGCAUGACCUGCACGAUCUGCACCUGAGGCGGAAGAUGGGCCUGAGGGUGCUGGAUGAUUUGACCGUGCGGGCGAAGCCGGAGUUUUUCGCUGUGAAGCACAUAAUCCAUAUCAUUUGGAGCCUGAUGAGCUGCAUCCACCAUUUCCAGUUACGGCUGAAAGUGGACAAGACCGGCCUGAUAUCCUGGAUAAGGCAGAAACAAGUGCAACGGUGUUUUAAAAUAUACUACAGGUUGAUCAAAUUAAUCAAGGAGCCGUGUCACAGGAUCGCUUUGAAUUCCAUUAUAACGUUUUAUAAGGAAGGAAAAUUGUGGGAUGUAGAAUUCGGCUGUACGGAAAUGUUAAUAGGAAUAUUCAAGGAUCAAGGUCGCGCAGACGGCAUCGACGACCUAAUCUACACCAUAGAACAUUGCACCACAGUUAAUAUGAAAGAAGCCAAACAUAUGUUGCAACUUUUGAAUAACAUCUUAAGGAAACUAAAAUGGAAUAGCAUUCCUGAAAAUUUGCUCAUGAAACUACUUGAUAUGGUAGAAUGUAGCGUACUUCCUUACGAGGGGGACACCUUCAAUUACAUGCCUCUAAGAAGAAGCCUGGAAAAUUGCUUGAGAAACAUUAUCAACAACCUAAAUCGCAACGAUUUAGUUAAAUUAAUAUAUCUCGUUACUUUACGAUUGUAUUACACCGGAGAUGACGAGUCUAAAUUAAUCCAACCAUUAGGCACAAUGUGCAUACAAGCUGCUUACAAAUACAAAUUGAAAUCCAUACAAUGUCCUCUUCACGAAGGACCCUUACCUAUUACCAUCAGAUUAUUCGACGUGAAUAAUCCUGGCAUACUGCGCGUGGCCGUGAAAAUGUGGCAACAUUUGCUCGAUCGAAACAACAAUUACGUACAUUUCCAGACGCCCAAAAUAUUCUUCAGGGAAUGCAACUACAACCUGCGCAUCACCAAAUGCAGCGACCAAGACAAAACCUUCUUCAAACAAGCCAAGAAGCAAAUCUACGACCACAUCAUCAACGCCAUUUUACUAACCAGCGACCGAGCGGGCCUGGAGAACGUGUUCACUGCCAUCGCCGUGGCCCUCGUCGACAUCCCCUGCGGCUACUCGGCCUCCUGCUUCGUGUCCGUCGCCAUGAGCAUCCAGGACUACGCCGUGCGCAUAACCCAAACCAACCGGAUCCGCUCCCAUCACCUGCACGCCAUCGUCCUGUCCAUACUGACCCUGGUUUGCUACGUCCACAAGGCCCAAGUGCUCUACGACUACGUGAUCGGCGUGAUGGAGAAACGGGCCGAGUGGGCGCCCCAUUUGAACCCGCCGCUGCGCCAGCACUACGUCUAUUCGCAGCACCACGUCCUCUGGAACAAGCCGAACUUUUUCUUCGAGGACUGGGAGGCCAGGUUCGGCUUGUGGAAGUGCUUUAAGGGCUUAAAGAAGGGUGCCUAAUGGCUAAGUCAAAAUAUUUAAAUAAAUCUAUAGUAGAGUAAUAGAUCAUUUCGAAAGUCUUAUUGGAAAUGAAAAUUAGCCGAACAAGACUCUUUUGAUUGCAAUUCAAUGGUUUUCUAAGGCGCUUUAAACGUAUAAUAGGCAUUGGUACAUAAGAUAUGAUAAAAGUAUAAGUUUAUUAUGCAUUUCAAAAUUUAUUACAUAGCUCAAAAUACUCAAAUUAGG